AUGGCUCCCUCACUAGUGAUCUAUCUUCUCGGGCUUCUCACAAUACCCUUCCUCCGUCUCCUCCUCUCCCGGUUCCUUGACCGUCUGACCCGAUCCAAAGUAGAAGGAGAAGGCUUCUACUCCGACCGACGAGACACCUUCGCACUCAACGUCCUUGCGCCUCAGCAUGCAUGGUUCAAUAUGGGAUAUUGGGUGGGAGGGUGGGUACAAACCUUAUGUGUUUGGUUUGAGUUGCGUUUGCGGGAAGCUGAUUUGGCGAUCAUAUGCCUUCACAGACCCCAGCAGACGUUCGGGGAGGCAUGCGAAGCACUUUGUCGCCUCGUCGUGGAGGAAGCGGUGAAAGAUCGAAAAGGGUUUCACACGACGCGAGUAUUCGUACGUCAGGGCAAAGACCAGGCAUCUCAUGCUUUAGCUUCUCGGUACUGAAGCAUGUCGGUGAUGGUCCGAGUAGGAAGCGGGCAUGGGAUCUGGUGACUCUACCCUCGUUUGGGAGCGGUCGUUCGAUGGAUUGGAGUACACGGGCGUGACGUUGGAGGAAGCUCAGUAUAAAAGGGCCUGUAGGUGGGAUACUUGUGAACUAGAGUUUCUUAAAGAGGCUGUGCGGAACUGACUAUCUGGGGCGCCUCCAUGCAGGUCAGCGGACGGCCGAGCUCAAGAAGGCCAGGGUGGUGCACGGGGAUGCGGUCAAGGUGCUUCGCGAUUGUGAAGAGGGAGCAUUUGAUGUGGUUGUCGCUGUCGACUGUGCUUAUCAGUGAGUUACAAAGCUCGUCUCUGUUCUGAAGCAGAGGAACACUGGCUCACCAUCCGGAGCAAACCCUUCGCCUGCCCCGCUCAACCACUCCCAGCUUCCGCUCGCGAGACGACUUUCUUCGAUCUUCGUACCAAGCCCUCUCCCCCCACGGCUACUUAUGUAUGACGGACCUCCUCCUAACUUCCCGAAUCCUCGUGAUGCGCGAUCGAUUCCUCCUUCGUCUUCUCUGCAAAGCCGCUUCUCUCCCUUUCUCAAAUCUGCAAACGCCAAGUCGAUAUCGAGCCAAUCUCCUCCAUCAAGGCUACAAAGAGAUUGAGCUCAUCGACAUCUCGGACGAUGUCUGGCCUGGAUGGCUCAACUUCAUGGACCGCCAUGACCAGAGCCUCGGUUUUGGGUUGCAUGGUUCAACUUGGUCAGGGCUGAAGAUUUAUGCCAAGUUCGUCAAGUGGUAUUCGGGGGGCGGAAAGAAGGGGAAGGGCAAGCUGGGGUUCUAUUUGAUUAGAGCUAGAAAGUGAGUAGCGACUGCUUAUGGCUUUGCUGUUGUUGUACUACUUGAAAUUAUUCGAAUCUCCCUGAGUCGGCUGCGGUCGACCUGCUUGGCGAGGCGGCUGGCGGCUGGCGUCGGCAAAUCGGCAUGCCGAGUCACGCGGUCACGCGCGGCGCGUAUGCGAACAAGUGCGAACAGCUUCGCGCUCGACCGUCAUCUUGGGACGUCUUCGACGCUCAGUUCCCGACUUUGACGUCCUUCAAGCAGUCUGAAGCUUGCGUCCGUUCGCUCUUUCUUUGCUUCACGCAUCACCCCCAGCUUCACCGCAGUAUGUUACGAGUCACUCUACCCCGUUCGUUCCACUCUUCUCGAUACAAUCUCGGCACUCUCGGCAUUCGCGCCGAGGAUGCCAAACGGAUCUGGGAACGAAGAAGCGCCUUGACGCCGACACACGUCCAGCGCUUGAUCCGAGACGGCAAGCACAAGGUCUUGGUCAUGCCUUCCGAGAAGCGAUGCUUCACCGAUCAAGAAUAUCAAGAUGUGAGUCAUUCCCUUCCUUCCUUCUACAAGAACAUCCCUUAUCGCCUUCGAGCCCUUGGCUGUCUCGUGUCGCCGGUGGGUGGGGUGUGUGCCCCAGCUCGGCCGAAUCCGACUGCGCCGAGCCGAAGCAUACCGCAAAUCUUCACACGCCGAGCGGUAAGAGGUGCUACAACGCGCCAUUGGCCUAAAGUAUGUACGGAUAGGGGUUCCGUACUUUAGCCAAGAUGGGCAUCGUCAUGUAGGGUUUAGCGAGAGAGAUAACGGUCCCGAGAUGCCGACCGGCUCUUCAAGUGGGGGUUCGCGCCCGCGUGGUGCCCAGAGGUUGCGAGGGGUUCCCCUUUUCGAAGUCACGUGAUCCGAUCAGUCAGCGCGCCGCUCGCUGAACGAUCGUCCGACGAUAAUGAGCUGACAUUUCGACUCGGGUCUCGAUCUUCAGGCCGGUGCGAUUAUUAGCGAUGAUCUCUUACCCCACUGCGAUGUCAUCGUCGGGAUCAAAGAGAUACCAAUACCUCAUCUUCUCCCUUCGCCGUCCAAAACCCCGAGGGAACAGCCGACGUACCUCUUUUUCUCGCACACCCAUAAGGGCCAGUCCUACAACAUGCCCCUCCUCUCGACAAUGCUUCAAUCUGGUGCCCGCUACCUCGAUUGGGAACUCUUGACCGCUCCCAAAGGGCCGUCGGGCAAGCUCGAACGAACAACCGCUUUCGGUCGGUUUGCCGGAUUCGCAGCCAUGUGCGACGGCUUGUCAUCCCUCGGGACCAAGCUCUUGGCUUCUAGAGGUGUGGACACGAGUUUGAUCCGUCUCGUUCGUCCCAAUUCGAGUCGCGGUGUCGAAGAGUUGAAACAGCAACUUGUUCGAGCUGGCAAGGAAUGGAACGGGCCCAAGACCGGGGUGGUGACUAUUGCUGUGGCGGGCAAGGGGAGGGUUGGGAAUGGUGCACGAGAGGUGCUGGACGCUUUCGGUGUCGAAUGGGUCGAUUUGAAAGGACUGAAAUCUGCCGUUGAGAACCCAAGUAAGUCGCUCGCAAGUUCCUUGCCGGGCUCAGCUCCGGUAGGACCUAAGUAAUAGGAGCUAACUUUGUUUCUCACGCGCAGACUCGGACAAGAACAAGAUUUACGCCGUUCAUCUCGAACUUUCGGACUACUUGAAGCACAAAGAUGGCAAGAACUUUGACAGGGAAGAGUAUCGAUCUCAGCCUGACAACUAUGUGUCCAGAUUUGAUACCGAGGUGAGCUUCUACCUGUAGUCUGGGAUCAUUCUGAGCCACUCCUGACUUGGAGUGUUCUUCGAUAGGUUGCUCCCUACACGACGCUCUUCUUCAACGGCGCCUACUGGGCUCCGGGAUGCCCUCGCAUUCUAUCGACGUCUCAACUAGCCAAGAUUCAAAAGGACGGAUCCCCCGAGCGAAUGCUCGCGAUCGUCGACGCAGCAUGCGACUUUGACGGGGCUCUCGAGUUCGUCAAGGCCGCGACGACGAUCGAUGACCCGGUGAUUCAAUACGAUGCCAAUUCGGAUUUCAUCUCUCGAGAACCGAGCCAGAAAGGAGCCACGCAAAUCUCGGCCGUUGAGAUUUACCCCGCCGCGUUGCCGAGGGAUGCUUCGGAGCAUUUCUCCGAAUCGAUCUUGCCUUACGUCGAAGCGUUGUUGGAGGAGCCCAAGACGAGUCGAGUCAAGAAUGGCAACGAAAUUGUUGAAUCGCUGAAGAGGGCGACGUUAGUGGAGGGGGGCCAACUUACGCCUGGUCAUGAACAUUUGUACGAGGCGCUCAAAGGGGCUCAGUCGGUCGGUGUCAAGAGGCGCAAAGUCGUCGUCCUCGGUUCAGGGUAAGGGAGAAAAGCACUCUGGUCAAAUGUCGCAAAUCCGUUACUGAUGAUGUUGGGUAAUCAGUCUCGUUGCCGGCCCUGCGAUCCGAACGCUUGCGUCGAGGAAGGCCUUGGACGUCGUUGUGGCGAGCAACGAUCUCCCCGCAGCCGAAGCUCUCGCGGCUCCUUACGAGAACGCCAAGGCAGUUGCUCUCGAUGCGACGAGAGACGGUGUACUCGAAGAGCUGGUUACGAGCGCAGAUGUUGUGUUGAGGUACGUGAAUGCGGCACAACCCAAGCACUCUUCAGUCAUUGACCUGCUGGUUCGUUGAUCCUGCGCAGUCUAUUGCCCGCGCCUUUACACGUCGGGAUCGCGGAGCUUUGCAUCAAGGGAUCGACUUCGCUGGUUACCGCGAGCUACGUCUCUCCCGAAAUGGCUGCAUUACAGUCUAAGUACGUGCAUCCCAACUUUCGAGACGGAGAUCAGUCUGCUCACUGAAUGGGUUGCCAUCUUCAUCAUAGGGCUGCUUCCGCGGGAAUCACGAUCCUUCCCGAACUCGGUCUCGACCCCGGAAUCGACCAUGCUAGUGGAUGCCAAUUGAUCGAAGAGGCACGAGAAUCUGGGAACAAGGUGAGCCUAAUUUCAAGCCAGUGUCUGUUACACCCUAACUGAUACCGAGGUAAGUACGUUCAGAUCACUUCGUUCGUGUCCUUCUGUGGUGGUCUGCCAGGGCCGGAAUUGAGUAACGGUCCUCUCGGCUACAAGUUCUCGUGAGUGUGCUCCCAAUCUCACCCUUGGAGGUAUGGUCUGACGUCUUUUUGUUUGCUCUCUCAGAUGGUCACCACGAGGCGUCCUCACCGCCGCCCUCAACUCAGCGACCUUCCGACUAAACGGUAAAGACCGCACCAUCCCCGGUGCCGACCUCCUGCGUUCCAACUUCCCUCGCGUCCCCAUCCUUCCCGGCUUCUCCCUCGAAGGCGUGGCGAACCGAGACUCGGUAUCCUAUCUCGAGCAAUACGGACUUCCCAAGGACCUUCCUACCAUUCUCCGAGGUACUCUGAGGUAUCCUGGGUUCUCGAGGCUCGUAGAUGGGUUCAAGCGAUUGGGUUUGCUGUCGUUGGACAAGCUCGAGACGGUGCCUGUGAGGUGGAGCGGGUUGUUGGACGCCGUUCUCGCUGAGUCUGGGCAUCGGGCGAUCAAGACUCGUGAUGAGAGGAUCGAUGCUAUGACGAAGGCGUUGGGCGCUGAUGAGAAGCUGGCGAAAGAUUGUUUGGCGACGCUAGAAGAGUGGGUCUGACUUUAGUCGCCCUGCUCACCUCCCUCAAAGUCUCAUCCUCUACUCCUAUCCGCACAGACUCGGUCUCGCCCCGACAGACGCCCAGACCGUCACUGCCGCUCAAACCCUCCCCACUAUCCCGAACGAGCUCACAGCUCCUCUGGACUUGCUUUCGAUCCUCCUCGGCCACCAACUCGCCUACAGGCCUGACGAAAGAGAUGCCGUCCUGCUCCACCACGAGCUAUGCACCCGAGAUGAGAAGACUGGUGAGGUGGAGUUAUUCUCGAGCACAUUAGUUCAAGUGAGUGAAUGAGGGAGAUGUCAAACGAUGAAGUCGAUGUUUGUAAUACUCAUGGGGUUCUCCUGCUUUCAUACAUCAGUACGGCACUUCCGAAGCUUCGGCGAUGGCGACAACGGUCGGCGUACCUAUCGCGAUCGGAGCUCUGCUCAUUCUAGACGAGCAACUGACAAAGACGGGUAUCGUCACGCCUUCGGAUCCCCAAGUUUGGAAACCGCUACUAAAGGAGCUGGACAAGGUGGGCGUAAGGAUGGUUGAGACGAGGAGGAAAGGGGUCGGGCGUGGGGUGCUCGAAGAGUUAGCUUAG
This is a messenger RNA of Microbotryum saponariae, 5463 nucleotides long. The record is from the annotation of a GenBank genome assembly. NCBI's taxonomy places the organism in Eukaryota, Fungi, Basidiomycota, Microbotryomycetes, Microbotryales, Microbotryaceae.